UAGUCACUCACUAGUGCAGAGCGAGACUAGCGAGCAAGCCUGUUUGACACAUCUGGAGCGUCAAACUUACUUUUUGUGUGUCUCUGCGACGAUUUUCAACAAGGGACAUAGUCUUCCUUUCUUUUCAGUUUGCUCUUUUUGGCGAAAGGAUAAAGUUCGAUUGUAUUUUCGCUCGGAGUGUCACACAUUCUGCCACACGUGGAAUACGCGAUGGCGCCUCGCAAAUUAAUGCGUAAAAGUGGUAAUUAUUGAGAAAAGUAGUGUGUAUUUUCGCAACGGGGGACAUAACCAUCGCAGCGGAUGGUGUCAGCAUUGAGUGACACUCCAUCCCAUCGCCUGCAGCAACCUGGCUUCUAAUUAUUAGUUUUGAUUGACAAUUUAACCAAGCUUUCUUUUGGAAGACGUGGCUGGAAUAAAGCGUCAUGGCUCCAAGUCUGAGUGGGACUUUUUUCAAAAAGACCUAAAAAUACAGCGUUGGGUUUUCUCUUCUCCCUACAAAGACUCAUUUGAACUUCCCACCGCAGAAGGCAGAGCGACAUAAAUAGUGCUGACAUGUGGAUGUAAUUUCACGAGAAAGGGAGGGCAGGGGGGGUUUUAAAAGACACAUAUGCAAAAAAAGAAAAAGAAAAAAAAGGGAAAUAAAGUGAGCAUUGCUGAGCCCAUAAGUGUUCAGAUGAUAGAAAAUUAAAAGCAUGACUGGAUUACAGCGUAUAAAGGGCAAAAGAGGGCACAUGGAGUGAUUAAAAAAACAGUACACACCCCAUUUAGGAAUAGUCGAUAAAUUAAUUCAAAUCUGAGCAUCAUCAGCACCUCUUUGGGAGGACUCAGAGGAAGAAGUGACAGUAGCAGGUCAGUGAUGGGCUCCGCUGCGAUGCUCGACAGUUUGGAUUGGCUUCUCAUCUCACUGCUCUGCACCUUCUGCCUGGCCCAUGCGGAUGACGUACUCACCAAAGAAGAGCAGAUAGCGCUGCUGUUCAAAGCCAGGCGCAAGUGCGAAAGCCUUGUCAAGUCGAGGCAAGGCAAACUUCCUGGUGGUAACUGCUCACCAGAAUGGGACGGCAUUGUGUGUUGGCCUGAAAGUUCUGCAGGAAAGCUUGUGUCCACCUCAUGCCCGGAGUACAUCUACGACUUCAACCACAGAGGACGAGCAUACCGUCGAUGUGACAGCAACGGGACGUGGGAGAUCUCCGCAGCAAACAACAAGACGUGGGCAAAUUAUAGCGAAUGUGCCAAAUUCCUUUAUCAUUACAACCAGAGCCAGGAGAAGGAUGUAUUUCAUCGUUUGUACCUCAUCUACACUGUGGGCUACUCCGUCUCGCUUGGUUCUCUCAUAGUGGCUGUGGUCAUCUUGGGAUAUUUUCGACGUCUGCAUUGCACCAGAAACUACAUCCACAUGCACCUGUUCGUAUCCUACAUGUUGAGAGCUGUGAGCAUCUUUGUCAAGGACGUUGUGCUGUAUUCGGGAUCCGCUUUGGAAGAUGUGGAGCGAGUCACAGUGGAGGAACUCAAGUCCAUCACUGAGGCUCCCCCGGCCAACAAAGCACAUUUUAUUGGCUGCAAGGCGGCCGUGACGCUGUUCAUGUACUUCCUGGCGACCAACUACUUCUGGAUCCUGGUGGAGGGUCUGUACCUCCACAGCCUCAUUUUCAUGACCUUCUUCUCGGACCGAAAAUAUCUUUGGGGCUUCACUCUGAUCGGAUGGGGUGUGCCGGCCAUGUUUGUGAGCAUUUGGGCGACAGUAAGGGCCACAUUUGCUGACACAGAGUGCUGGGACCUAAGUGCCGGCAAUUUGAAAUGGAUUUAUCAAGUGCCUAUACUUGCAGCUGUCGUGGUCAAUUUUGUCUUAUUUUUAAAUAUCAUAAGAGUCUUAGCAACCAAACUGCGAGAGACCAAUGCGGGAAGAUGCGACACCAGACAACAGUACAGAAAACUGUUGAAGUCCACAUUGGUGUUGAUGCCGUUGUUUGGCGUGCACUACAUCAUAUUCAACGCCAUGCCUUAUACAGACGUGUCCGGAAUCCCAUGGCAGAUCCAGAUGCACUACGAGAUGCUCUUCAACUCCUUCCAGGGCUUCCUCGUGGCAAUUAUUUACUGCUUUUGCAAUGGAGAGGUGCAAGCAGAGAUCAAAAAGUCGUGGAGCCGUCGAACUCUAGCACUGGACUUUAAGCGGAAAGCGCGCAGCGGCAGCAACACGUACAGCUACGGUCCCAUGGUGUCGCACACCAGUGUAACCAACGUGACCGCACGUGCGCCGCACGCCUUACACCUCACUACCCGGCUGGGCCCGGCGCCUGUCAACGGCCACCGCAACCUGCCCGGCUACAUCAAGAACGGCUCCAUGUCCGAGUGCUCGGCUCCGUCGUCAGGCCAGGAGCUCCACGCCGCACCGGAAGAGCUCUGCGUUGAUCCUGGUCAGCAGCCACCGCCACGCGAGGAGGCCGAGGACGAGAAGCCUUCACCUGUGGUAAUCGAGGAGGAGCGGGAAACGGUUAUGUGAGCCCUCCUCCCCACCCUAGGAAAAGUAAAAACCCCAAAUUUUGUGGCCAAGACGCUUUGAGCUGCCACAGUGAAUGUUUAACAGUCUUAAAAUAGACUGUCUUAUUAAAUUAAGUUUUUUCCAUCCACUGCCACCAUUGUAUGACUUUCAUUUGUUUUCUUUAUGCUACUUUUGGUUGCUUUAAUAAGACUGGAGUUUCCAGGAAACCGCCUUAAUCAAGCUUACAAACAGGCGUGGAGAUAUGUUGUGAACUUGUUAGUGUUGUUUGGUUUCUUUUGCAAAAAAAAAAGAAAAGAAAAAAAAAAGAAAGAAUUUUAAAAUGUUCUCAUCAGUGUUAAAGGUGUGGCUCUCAGGUAAUUAAAAUAUGCUUUGGAUUUUUCAUUUUUAUAAUAAGCAUUUAGCAAAACUUUUUUGUCCAAAAUGAAGUGUUUUUUCCCCAUUCCAUGCAGUUGAAUGUUUGCAAUGCUGUUCCAUAUUUUUUUUUUGUAUUUGGCAUCACUGGAGGACCUCCAAAAGCAUCUUUGUGUGUCCCAUGUGUUGCAAAUAGAUAUUUCUAUAAAGCUGAUCGAGUGCUAUAUAUGCUGCUUUGAUGAUGUACAUACAAGUCACAAUGUUUACAAAUGCCAUUCGAAUCGUGAGCUAAUGUUGUUGUUGCAAAUCAGUGUUUUUGUAUAUUUUUGUGUGUACUGUAUAUCUGAAACUAUGUGUAUAGAUCAAAUCCAAACUACAUCAUUUUGAAUUCACAUCUGCCACACAGUUCUACGGUUUAGUGAUCGAAGUGUGGAGCCCGCAUGUUCCUUGUGCUGUCGUGCAUUUUCUCCAUGUAUUUUGGCCUCCUCUCACAUUCCAAUAUGCGUGAUGGACUCAUUGAUGACUCUAAAUUAAAUUUCAUAAAUAGACUCGUUUUACAUGUAAAUUACCUAAUUCGUUCCAAGCCCUAUUGACACACCACAUUAAAUUUUGUAACUGAGGUAAAAUCGGAAUAAAACAAUAGCCAAACACAUUUUAAUCAUUCCAUAUACUUAAUCUAACCGUUAAUAUCUGUAAUGAAGUAGAUACUAGAACAAAAUGCAAAGAAAAAAAAUACAUCUUACCUUUCGAGUGAGACAAUGUCUUCUUUCACGAGAUUGAUGGUGCCUAUAGCCUAUCUCCUAUAAUGUAAUCAACCGUCUGUGAGCUUAAAAAACCCCUUCGUGAGAUAAAAACAUGAGGAGCCUUGUGCUCAGCAACAACAACACCGUUGCGCCUGUACAGGUCAUCAUACUGCGACACCCAAAUUGAGAUGUCAUCAACAAUAGGCCAAUAGGAGAGCAUGAUGGGAAAUAUUAUGACCAAUAGGGCAGCAGGAUCUUAUGGCACGAUAUUUAGAAGAAGUCAAUACGUAUGAUACAGUAUAGUAUUCUUGCGUCUCGUAACCUUAAAUUUCUUAACAAAUGUGUCAUAACCUGAAACUAACAUUUGUAGAGACGUUCGUAAGUACAGGUACCGCUGUAUUCAUUUUUAAGUAUAACCUUAUUAACCUUAUUGAUCGCUGCCAGCACAACAGUCAAAUUGGAUUGGACGUAUAUUGCCGUCAUUGGCAGAGAAACAUGAUCACUCAAUUAUAGCCUUCUCAGUGGGAAUGGAUUCGAUGUCUAUAAUGAGUUGAGGGCGACAAGCAACAAAAUCCACAGGUUUAAGGAUAUUGCAAUAUAAUAUUUAUAUUUCCACUAAUGAAACAAACUUUUCAGAACAAAGAGAAAAUGUCUAGCAACAGAAAAACGGCAAAAAAAAUCACAAAUGCAAUAGCCAUUUAUCACAUUGUAUUUUUUUUCUAUAUGUAAAACAAAUUCCUGAUAUACUACAGUUUCCUAAAUAGAUUUCAACAAGUCAUUUUUCACCCCUGAACUAAUGGAGAGGCACUGUUUCAGUUACAAACUCCAUUAAGUCUUGGAAAUGUGGUGUUGUAGUAAGGCAGAGAAGUGCAACAGAAUGCAGGCUGAAUUUAAGCGCCUUGUGUGGGCUAUAUUUAAUUACCGUAUAUUUUCAUAAUUUAUGGUGGGCCAAUAAAAACUGGGCAGUAGUUGGCCCGCGGGCCGUAGCUUGGACACCCCUGAAGUAUUUCUCCUUGAUGCCUCGCAGGUUUUUCUCUGCACUGUUUUUAUGUAGUUGCGAUAGCUUAGAGCUUAUUGCCUCAUUAGCAGAGGAGCACCUUUUCGCCCUUUAGGAAGUCAAUUAAAAAAUGUGAACAGUCAUCAUGGCUCCUGUUUCUCAACCCAGACUUCAGGAUUUUAAAUGAACAUAAAGUUGUACUCAAAAUUUAGUGCACAUUUGUACAAAUAAAAAGUAAGACACUACAAUUACAAUGGAAUCUCUUAUAUUCAAGAAAUCCUGACCAAAAAUGGCCUUUGUUUUUCUAGCAUUUUAAAAAUUUGUCUUACUCCAAGCCAGAAAUGUAUGACUUUAGUUUAUUAUAUUAGAAUAAAAAUUUUAAAAAACGUGUGAUUUUAGAGGAGUGAUUGGCAUAUUGAUUGACAUAUUUGGUUGUAGUAAUGAAAGUAUGACUGUAGAAGUUUUUUUGUUUGUUACACUUGUUUAGACUUUGUUUAGGUGUUUUAUUUGUUUUUUUUUUUAAUUUUUUAAAAUUUUUUGUAGAGGCAUAGCUUUCCUGAAAAAUGUUAGAUUUACACAAAUGUAUGGUUUUAGGGAUGCAUUUCAAUUUCAGUUUUGCGUUAAAUUAUGAAGUGAACAACUACAAAGAAAAUUUUAUGACUUAUGGGUAAACUUCAAAAUACAGUAUAUGACCUAAAAAGUGUAUUCUAUACCAGCAAAAUGUGAUUGCAAUAGAUACAAGCCCAGUCACUUUAGAAGUUUUUUUGUUUUUUUUCCCCCAAUUAGAAAAACAGUUGAUUAUAAAAAUUAUCAACUUUACAAGUGUAUUUCAUGUCUGAAGUUUUGGUUGAACUCCAAAAUAUGCAACCUCGAGGGUGUAUUUUUAUUGUACAGUUUGGUUAGAUUCUGAAAUUUGCAACUAUGAGGAGAACUUUUAACCCCUUGACACCAAAUUAAAAAAAAAUAUAUAUAUAUAUAUAUAUUUUUAAAAACUCUUUCACCUGUGUUUUUGCCGUCAGAUGCUCAAUCAAAUUGAGAAAUGUAAUUAAAUACAAAUUUAAUUAAUGAUAAAAUAAUGAUUGUAAAAAGUACAUAUAAUUUAUGUAUGGCGCAAAUUAUCAAUAACAGGCAUCUACGAUUAAAAAAAGUACAGUGAUCCCUCGCUACUUCAUGCUUCAAACUUCGCGCCCUCAGUCCAUCACCGAUAUUUUUUUCAAUUAAAAAAAAAAAAAAAAAAACAGAUGAGCUGUCCUGAGUCGAUCGCGUAGUCUCACUCUCCCUCCAUGUUUCCCUCCGUCCCUCCCUCCCUUUCCCUGCUAAUUGUUGGUCAGGCAGUGAGUGCACUGGAGUUGCUUAUAAAUGUUAACAAUGAUUGACAGACGUUGAUUUUGCCAGAGAACCGAGCUUCAAAGCACCGCAUGUGUCAAUCAUUGUUUACUUGUUAAACAGUUGCUGUGGCAACUCAUUGUGUGUAACGGAGGAGCUUGAGCGGAUUUGACUGGACUCACAUUUAAUAAAGCCAAGCAAUUUUCUACAUAUAUAUAUAUACACAUAUUUUUUCAUAUGUUCUGGUCCCCAUUAACUGCGAAAAAGGAGGGAUCACUGUAUAGAGGCUGCUUUGAUCUGGAAUGUCACUAAUUUGCAACAAUAGGUAUCAAGGGGACAUCUUGACUCAUAUACUGUAUUAUGAAAAUUUAAUCUUUAGUUGUGUAAAUUGUGUUUGUUUGUUUGUUUGUUUGUUUGUUUGUUUUUAUUACCGGUAGAUAUUUGGGUUGUGCUUUGAAUUCACAACUUAAGUUGCAUGUGAGUUUAUACAGGUGAAUUUUCUCAAAAAUUUCAAUUCAACUUAUACUCGGACCUUUACUUCCUAGAACAUUUGUGAACAUUUUAGAGCAGGUGUGCCCAAGUCCGGUCCUCAAGAGACCCUAUCCAGCUUGUUUUCCAUGUCCCUCUUCUUGAACAAACUUGAAUCAAAUGAUCAGCUCAUCAGCAAGCUCUGCAGGAGCCUGAUAAUGAUCCUGAUUAUUUGAGGCAGGUGUGUUGCAGGAGGGAGACAUGGAAAACAAGCUGGAUAGGGGCUCUCGAGGACUGGACUUGAGCACCUGUUUUAGAGGUUCCAUUGUAAUUGACAACUGGUAUUUGGUAUAAAAAGUCUUAAUUUCGGAAAUCUUGAAAGUAUAAUUGAAAAUAAUCUCAUUUCAUAAGAGGCAAAUCAAUUUUCCUGAGAGCUUCUCAUCAAUCCAAUUUGAAGACAUGUGUUCCAUUUUCCCACAUUACAAAUUCAUUCUCCUGCCUCUUCAGCUCAAUGCGAGGUGCUGUUUUUGUUGUUGUUCCGAUGUAAUCUUUUAUCACAGGCAAAAUCUACUGUCUAGACAUUUUUAAUUAAAGUCACAGUAGUGAACUUUCACGAAUAAAAAAUAAACAUCUGGAGAAUUGGAUGGUAUUUGAGCACUUUAUCUCAAUUAUUGUGAUAAUUAUUAUUGGAUUAAAUAUAAUUAAGUCAUCUGUUUUGAUUGUACCAUGUCAAAUGAUUGUGUUAUGCGGCCAAUAUGCAUAUAGAGCUAAGAGUAAAUAGAAAAAUAUCAAGUAUGUAUUAUUGUUGUCUAUUUGGAGCCUGUUGCCAUAGAGGUGCGAGAGCCAAUGUAAAUAUGCGUGUCAACAAUGUGGCUUUUGAAUAGGACAAUAAACGUGGA
Molecule: messenger RNA, 7281 nt
Organism: Corythoichthys intestinalis (scribbled pipefish)
Lineage: Eukaryota; Metazoa; Chordata; Actinopteri; Syngnathiformes; Syngnathidae
Gene: pth1r
Product: parathyroid hormone 1 receptor
Exons: 13
Coding region: 857-2497 (546 amino acids)
Biological process (GO): adenylate cyclase-activating G protein-coupled receptor signaling pathway; cell surface receptor signaling pathway; intracellular calcium ion homeostasis
Cellular component (GO): plasma membrane
Molecular function (GO): peptide hormone binding; parathyroid hormone receptor activity; G protein-coupled peptide receptor activity
Source: RefSeq, a predicted model, not a curated record